AUGGUGCACUCCAGAGUACCUGCCUCUCAACUGCCUCACUCCUGUAAGAGAUUGAAGAGCAAGUGGUCGGAAUUUAGGGUAUAUCAAGAUCUCCUGUUCAAGGAAUUGAGUGAUGGUCACUUGGUUCCAGUUAUAUCGUUUAAGGUUCUAAUAGACUUGGAAGCCGAGACAUAUUUACAGAAUGCUCACUUGGGAAUAGGCAAAAUGACGUCCAUGCUAAGGGGGUUAGUUUGGCACCACGCCCUGACAAAAGUCAUUAGGGAUUUGUGCCGCACUUGUAAGGAGUGCCAGAUGUGUAAGGUGUCAAGGGAAGUAGUAUUUCCUCCAACCCUUCGCAUAUCCACCUCGGCUCCAUUCGAGUUGGUUGCUAUGGACCUCAUCAGCCUUCCAACUUCAUCUACUGGUUACAUUGGUUGCCUCAUGAUAGUCGACCAUUACUCCAAGUGGGUUACUGCAAUCCCCAUUCGGAAUAAGCAAACUCGAACAAUCUGCCAGGCUAUUGAAGAACGUGUUUUCCCGUCUAUUCCUAGAGUGCCAGUCCGAUUUCUGACAGACAAUGGUCCAAAAUUCAUUUCCCAUGAAUUCAGUGCUCUGAUGGAGAGGUAUAAUAUUAUUCAUAUUAAAAUAACACCCAAACAAACCUUCGAGUAA
Macrobrachium nipponense is the source of this 651-nucleotide messenger RNA. RefSeq lists its product as uncharacterized. The transcript has a single exon. Lineage: Eukaryota; Metazoa; Arthropoda; Malacostraca; Decapoda; Palaemonidae. Gene Ontology annotation, molecular function: nucleic acid binding. Gene Ontology annotation, biological process: DNA integration. Bases 1 to 651 code for a protein of 216 amino acids. The record is from RefSeq and is a predicted model, not a curated record.